Messenger RNA from Ascoidea rubescens DSM 1968, 1251 nucleotides. It is a transcript of the gene KGD2, whose product is annotated as dihydrolipoyl transsuccinylase. The transcript has 2 exons. The record is from RefSeq and is a predicted model, not a curated record. The coding region runs from base 1 to 1251 and encodes 416 amino acids. NCBI's taxonomy places the organism in Eukaryota, Fungi, Ascomycota, Saccharomycetes, Ascoideales, Ascoideaceae. Gene Ontology annotation, biological process: tricarboxylic acid cycle. Gene Ontology annotation, cellular component: oxoglutarate dehydrogenase complex. Gene Ontology annotation, molecular function: dihydrolipoyllysine-residue succinyltransferase activity.
AUGCUUUCUAACAAUAUUCGUGCAAUUUCAAACAGAAAUCUCUUUUCAAUUUCCCAAAGAGUAUUAUCUUCAAACACAAAAUUCGCCUCCACUGUUGUCAAAGUCCCCGAUAUGGCUGAAUCCAUCACUGAAGGUUCUUUGAAAGAAUACACCAAGCAAAUCGGCGAUUAUGUAUCCCAAGAUGAAACCAUUGCAACAAUCGAAACCGACAAAAUUGAUGUCGAAGUCAAUGCCCCUGUCGCUGGUUAUAUCAAAGAAUUCAAAUUCGAACCCGAAGACACUGUUAACGUUGGUGACGACUUGUUAGUCUUGGAAGAAGGUGAGCCUCCAAAGGACGCUCCAAAGGAAUCUGCUCCAAAGGAAUCUGCUCCAAAGGAACAAGCCCCAAAAGAAGAAGCCAAACCAGCAGAAACACCAGCUCCUGCUCAAUCCGAACCAGCUCCCUCAGCUGCUCCAGCUCCAGAAAAGGCCCCUGCUACUGCUCCAUCCCAACCCAAAAAAGAACCAGCUCCAGCUGCUCCAAUCCAAGAAAACGCACCCAAGGCUGCCUUCUCCAGAUCUGAAAACAGAGUGAAAAUGAACAGAAUGAGAUUGAGAAUCGCUGAACGUCUUAAAGAAGCCCAAAACACAGCCGCUUCUUUAACAACCUUCAAUGAAGUCGACAUGUCUGCUGUCUUGAACUUGAGAAAAAACUACAAAGACGAAAUUAUCAAGAAAACUGGCAUAAAAUUUGGCUUCAUGGGUCUAUUUGCAAAGGCCUCCACCUUAGCAAUGAAGGACAUUCCUGCUGUCAACGGUUCCAUUGAAGGCAACGAAAUGAUCUUCAGAGACUACGUGGACAUCUCAAUAGCUGUCGCUACUCCCAAGGGCCUAGUCACCCCAGUCAUCAGAAACACUGAAUCGCUCUCUGUCUUGGAGGUCGAGCACGAAAUCGUAAACUUGGGCAAAAAGGCCAGAGAUGGUAAACUCACCUUGGAAGACAUGGCUGGUGGCACCUUCACCAUCAGCAAUGGAGGCAUCUUCGGCUCCCUCUAUGGUACUCCCAUCAUCAACAUCCCUCAGACUGCUGUUCUCGGUUUGCAUGGUGUCAAGGAAAGACCUGUCACAAUAAAUGGCCAAAUCGUCUCCAGACCAAUGAUGUACUUGGCUUUGACCUACGACCACAGAAUGCUCGACGGAAGAGAAGCUGUUACCUUUUUGAAGACUGUCAAGGAAUUGAUCGAAGAUCCAGCCAAGAUGUUGCUCAUGUAG